Molecule: messenger RNA, 3293 nt
Organism: Bactrocera tryoni
Lineage: Eukaryota; Metazoa; Arthropoda; Insecta; Diptera; Tephritidae
Gene: nebu
Product: facilitated trehalose transporter Tret1
Exons: 4
Coding region: 1285-2838 (517 amino acids)
Biological process (GO): transmembrane transport; carbohydrate transport
Cellular component (GO): membrane
Molecular function (GO): sugar transmembrane transporter activity
Source: RefSeq, a predicted model, not a curated record
AGUUCGAUUUACGCGCUUAGCUGGAAAUUAGUGGAAAAACAAGAGCAAAUUUAUAUAACGAAACAUACUCAACCAUACGUACUCGGCAAAACAUAUUUACGUAAAACCAUACAUACAUACAUAUAAAUGUAUACACUUAAACAUAAAUACACAUGCAUAUAAAACGGAAAUAAAAGUAAAAGUGCAAAGGAAAGCAAAGCGACGCAGGAAGUGCAUUCAAACUGUGUGAUAGAGCAUAUCAGGAUACUAACGGCAAUAUCGAGCAAUAAGUAUAACGGAAUUAGUACAUAUGUAGUUGUAUUGUAUAUACAUAUGUAUGUAAAGUUAAAAUAGCAGUGUCAACAGAAAUACGAUCAAAAAUCUAGUCAGUCAAAAAUCUACAGGAGUUCGUAGUUUUUGGUAAGAAAAACCGAAACAAAACUGAGCAGAUAAGAAUCAAAAAAUCUGUAGUCCAUAAAACCCAACCCGGCAUUGUUGUCAAAAAUACGUUUUUUGUGAAAUACGCCAGUAUCAAGGACAAAAAAGCAAAACCAAUAGCAACAUAAACUAUAAAUAAAAGCCGAGGCAACAACGUCAAUGUCACGGCAUAACGGAGCAUGCGUCAAUAUUGUUGAUUGCCAAAGUGUGGGUGUUAUUGUGGCGUCAGGACUCAGUACGGCACGAAGUCGUAAGUAACCUGGUCAUACGUUAGCGUAGACACCCGGCCAGCGUUUCGCAACCGAAAAACGAGGCACGUACUGAGCAUUAGAUAGCGAGCGCCAGGAGCACAAAGUCCAAAACGGUGAAUCUGCAUUUAACAGUUGGACGAGCAGCAGCAAGUAACGGCAGCAGAAGUGCAGUAUUUUUAUGAUUAAUCAUCACAAAUAACAUUGACAAUAACAUUCGAAGGACAUUGCUUUCGUUGUGGUAAAAACGUGGGAAUUUAUAAUAUACACAAAUAGACAACUUUAUAAGAAAUACGCUGAAUAUUAGUAAUAUAGUGCGUGAGUGCAAGUGCAAGUGAGAAAGCAAAAUUUUUUGACAUUCGGUUACAAUCGCUAUUCAAUUGAAAAGACACAUUUCAUCAUUCCACAACUCGAAAUAAUCGUAGUCUUGUAGACAGAGUAUUACAAAUAAACUGAAGACACCUGACGAAAUACAUUUGCAAAAAACUCAGCAGAAGGAGUACCGUUUUUACAGGAUUACUACUGCUAUAUUACAAUCAUAAACAAAUAAUUAGAGCAACCACGAAAAUACUACCAGAAAAAUAUUAAAUCAUCGAAAAAAGGAACGAUAACCAGCAACAUGUCGACGACCUCAAUGGAAAAUACGCCUGCCAAAGUGGGCGUUAAAGAGGAGAGCGCCCACUUGCUGGAGGCCUCUGACACCGGUGAAAAAUAUGGCUCGAACAAAGCGGAUCAAGAGAACUUACUCGGCAGCAGCAUGGUGCACGGUGCAAGUCAGACCAACUCCAAGACACUUCCGCAAUAUGUGGCCGCCUUAUCGGCUGCUGGGGGUGCCUUUGCCUGCGGUACCCUGCUUGGUUGGACCUCACCGGCAGAGGUAAAAAUCUACAAUGGCGCUUACGAUUUCCCUGUAAGCAAUGGCGAAUUCUCCUGGGUCGGUUCAGCCAUGACAUUAGGUGCGGCUUUCGUUUGUAUACCAAUUGGUAUACUCAUCAACUUGGUUGGGCGUAAGAUGGCUAUGUUACUGCUUGUAAUACCGUUCACCAUCGGUUGGGCUAUGCUGAUCUGGGCACAAAAUGUUAUCAUGAUGUACGUUGCACGUUUUCUGUUGGGUAUUGCUGGUGGCGCCUUCUGUGUAGCCGCACCUAUGUACACUGGCGAGAUAGCGCAAAAGGAAAUUCGUGGCACGCUCGGCAGCUUCUUUCAACUUAUGAUAACGGCUGGUAUAUUGUUUGUGUAUUCUAUUGGAGCUGGUCUCGACGUCAUGUGGAUGAGCAUUGUAUGCGGUGUGCUCCCAUUGAUCUUCGGCGUCAUUUUCGUCUUCAUGCCCGAGUCGCCUACAUACUUGAUCAUUAAGAACAAGGAUGAAGCUGCUGUUAAAUCCAUUCAGUGGCUACGCGGCAAGGACUACGAAUACAAGGGAGAAAUCGAGGAAUUACGCGAAACCCAAGACAAGAUCAAGCAAAACGAAGUAUCGUGGAUGGAAGGUCUGUCACGUCCCGUCACACGCAAGGCAUUGUUUGUCAGUUUGGGUCUCAUGUUCUUCCAGCAAUUGUGUGGCAUCAACGCCGUCAUCUUCUAUUCAGCCAAAAUUUUCGAAGACGCAAACACCGGCAUUGACUCGAAUCUCUCCACCAUUGUCGUCGGCAUCAUGCAGUUCGUUGCCACUUUUGUAUCGACGAUUGUUGUUGACAAACUUGGACGCCGUCUAUUGCUGCUCACCUCUUCCAUCAUCAUGGCACUAUCCACCAUCUCCAUGGGUGUCUACUUCUACCUGCAGGAUCAGGAUGCCGACUCAGUCACCAAUAUCGGCUGGUUGCCCGUCGUCAGCUUGUGCGUCUUCAUUAUACUCUUCUCAAUCGGUUUCGGACCGGUGCCAUGGUUGAUGAUGGGCGAGGUAUUUGCUGCAGACAUUAAAGGCGUGGCUGGUUCCAUUGCCGGCACAACUAAUUGGGUUUUGGCCUUCAUUGUAACAAAGACCUUCGUGAAUUUGAACGACUCCAUUGGCAAAGGCCAGACCUUCUGGCUCUUCUCGGGCAUCACAAUCGUCGGUGUAUUCUUCGUCUACUUCAUUGUGCCCGAAACGAAGGGCAAGAGCUUGAACGAGAUCCAAGCCGAAUUGGAAGGCAAAAGUGCGAGCACAGCGCCAGCCGCAGUCAACGGCGCUGUUUAAAUGAGAGCGGGAGAGAGCGAAAAAAAGAUGAAAAUGGAAAAUAGAAGAUGUGCAUAACUUACAGCUGCAGAAGAGCCCACAAAGCGGAAGAGUUAUCGUUUCUAUUUUCUUGCAAAAACGAAAAAUAGUGUCUGCAGUCGGCGCAUGCGCGUUGGACCUUUGCAAAAUGCAUUGCAUGUAUUAAUGCUUUUCUAAUCCUAUUAUAUUAUUUGUAUUUUAUUAGAAAAGUAUUACAUAAUUUUAGUUAAUAACAAUACAUAUACCGCAUGAUACAUGAUCACAUACAUACAUACAUAUAUCUAUAGACUCUAAUAUUAAGCGUAAAAUGUAAGCAAACACGAGAGGCAGGAAAGCAAUUAUUUAUUAAAAAACGAAAAAUCUGCAAUAUUUCGCUUUCCCGUUGCCUUUACUAAUUCUGCAACAAAGAAUUUAUAAUUUAAUUAUGUGUGUAAGAA